AUGAAAAGGAAAGAAUGUUUUAAUGAGAAAUUAAUUCAACCUAUAUCAGACGUUAAAUCUAACAAUUCCGAUGUGCACGUUUUGCUAAUAGCACAAUAUGAUUUCACCUUAAAUUCAACGCACAAAUUUCAAAAAUAUCAAUACAUAUUUCAUCACGCAUGCACUACAAAAAAGUCGUGUGAACAUUUCUUUGAUGAUAACAUGACUAAAUCAGAUUUAUAUUUGAACAUUUGUUCGGGCGUGAACAUCUCUCAAUCACAAUUAUUUUGUUUUAUCAAGACUUCAAAAAAUCCGAAUUGCUUCCUAGUUAAAAAUUAUAUUAAUAAUGAAUUGAAUUUGGGGGUAUAUGCGCUUCGAGAUAUUGGCGAAAAUGAAGAGUUAUCAAUAUGUGAGAAUAUUGAGAAUUCAUUAGAGAUUACUAGUGACUUUGGUUUAUCAUUUCCUAAAAUUACAUUAGCAUCGCUUACAAAAACCGCUUUAAAAUUAUUUAAUUUUUCUGAAAAGUUUUAUAAUCAAGUAUAUUUAAUCAUUUCUUUGGAGGUUCCCACAAUUACCCUCACACAAAAGCUUUACAUGUUAUUAAACACUUAUCGUUUAUUCUUACUUUGGAUAAAUUGUGAACAUACGUUUACUUAUGCUUCUCGUUUUGAACAAUUUAUCAUUUGUUAUGUGAUCUCUUUUAAUUCCUUGAUGGAAAAUUGGAUUUCAAAUAACUAUUGGGCUAAAUUAUUAUUGAGUAUUGGCGUGUUGACGAAUCAAAGUGAUGAGGGUCAAGAGAUUUGCGAAGAAGAGGUCAUCGAGAGAUUUAAAUGGUUACAUUUGAGGUGUUUGGAUUGUGUGGAAUUCAAGUCCGUGAUCACUUUAAGUGCUCAUUAUAAUUUUUUAAAAGAAGUUUGUGAUAAAUUUAGUAUAAUUAAUUAA
Messenger RNA from Funneliformis caledonium, 921 nucleotides. The record is from the annotation of a GenBank genome assembly. NCBI's taxonomy places the organism in Eukaryota, Fungi, Glomeromycota, Glomeromycetes, Glomerales, Glomeraceae.